Molecule: messenger RNA, 1821 nt
Organism: Menidia menidia (Atlantic silverside)
Lineage: Eukaryota; Metazoa; Chordata; Actinopteri; Atheriniformes; Atherinopsidae
Source: the annotation of a GenBank genome assembly
UUGUUUACUCUGACGUCAUCUCCAUGCGCCGCUCACAUGUUCGCAACAUGGAAGCGGCUCCCUCAGCAGGCGGAUGACACGCAGCUGAACGGAGUUUCAGAGCUGAUGGAGCUGCUUCACAUCGAAGUGGAGGCUGAUGUUCCCGGUAGACCAGGACGGGACGAUGCACCCUGUUCUAGGAACGUCCUGAGGAAGCAGCGGAACUGGGAGCGGCAGCUGGCCGCCAAGAAGAGCAAAAGGAGAGAGGAGAAACAGAGGAGGAAGCUCAGCCGCGAGCAGCAGUCUGGCGCCUGUUUAGAAGCUCCCCAGAUCUCGAAACGACUCCUGAAGGCCAUCGCUAAAGAGCGCCUGGCCGAGGCUCGGUGCACGGGGCUCCGGCUCUGCGUGGACCUCAGCAUGACCGACUGCAUGUCCGACAAGGAGGAGAUCCUGUACCAGUACCCGGUGUGUGAAGCCUCCAGGCAUCUUAAAGGAGUGAGGGGAAUCUUCCUCACGCUGUCCGACAUGCUGGAGGGCGUCACGGGGGGGCGCAUCCUCAGCUCGUCUCUGCUGCUGGGAAAACAUCUGGACGGAAACAAGCUGCUGGUCAUCGGCCUUCCUGCUGAGAGGGUUCCCCUGCUGGCCCUGCAGACGCUGCUGGGGGACGUGGUGAGGACCCUAAAAGUCAUGUACGGCUCCUUGGACAGGGCUUUCUGCAGGCCGGACCAGGCCCCCCGGCUGGACCACUUCUUCUGCCUGUUCUUCCAGCAGCUCAUCCAGCCGUUUCGCCUGAGGGGGGGCGCCUCCAACUCGCCCCCCGACGUGUCGGGGACGCUCUUCCUGGACGGGCUGCCGGCCGUCCGAUGGCUCACGCUGCCUCCAGAGAUCAAGAGGCACUUCAUGCAGUGCGUCCUGCUGGAAGCGGGUGGAUGUGCCUCACCGGCUCUGGGCUCCACCGGACCGGACUGCGUUUAUGUGGAUCAGGUCAAAGCCACGCUUCUGCAGUUGGAGGCCCUGGAGGGGGGGAUCCGGGCCCGUUUGGCCGCCCCCCCCACGCCCUGCCUGUCCUGCGCCGACUGGUUCCUGCCGGCCGCCCGCGAGCGCCCCACCUCCCCCAUCCUCAGCAGGCUGGCCGGGGUCAUCAGAGGCUCCUCCCCCUCUGGAGGAGGCCCCGGACCACUGCCCCCCCCCCCCAGACCCGGGCGGGAGGCCGGGGGGCCGCCGGGACUCCGUGGGCUCCGACGGCCCCUUCAGGAUGUCCAGGAUGAAACACCCCAACCCUUUUUACCUGGGCACCCUGAGGAAGAGCCUGACGGAGAGGGAGGCAGAGGAGGUGUACAGCAACAUAAAGGGUUCGGGGGGUGGAGGCCGGUGUGGCUGACCCCAGAGUUUGCCUUCAGGCUGACGGCGGGCGCGGAGAACCCGCUGUUCCACUACGUUCUGAUGGAGAACGUGCAGGGCAUCUUCAUCGCGCCGACCCACGGAGAGGUGGCCCAGCUCAGCGGCUCCGUCCACCCACGGCUCAUCAGGAACUUCCACCACUGCUGCCUCUCCAUACGCCACGCCUUCCAGCAGAGCCUCCCCGCCAGGGGCCGGCGGGGGGCGGACCGGUCCCCGGGCGGGUGGGGCCUCGGCCCGGUGAAGGAGCACGGCGUGCUGUUUCAGUGUAAACCCGAGAACUGGACCGACCAGAAGAGGCCGCCGCCCACCAUGACCUACUGGGUCAUCGGGCGGAUGCUGCUGGAACCGGUUCCUCAGGAGUUCUACGUGUGUUUCCACGAUUCGGUGGCUGAGGUCCCGGUGGAGAUGGCCUUCAGACUCUCCUUCGGUCUGGCGCCGUGA